Molecule: messenger RNA, 675 nt
Organism: Dictyostelium purpureum
Lineage: Eukaryota; Evosea; Eumycetozoa; Dictyosteliales; Dictyosteliaceae
Exons: 2
Coding region: 1-675 (224 amino acids)
Source: RefSeq, a predicted model, not a curated record
AUGAAGAAGAGACCAUUGGAAUUUGAAAAUGAAACAACAAAAAGUGAUAGAGAACUUUCCAAAAAACAAAAAACCAAAGAUGAAGAAUAUGAAAAACAAAUUAUUGAAAUGGAAAUAUUAAGAAUUGAUAAAGAAAGAGAAGAAAAGAAAAAAUUAGAACAAAUGGAAAGAAUGAAAGAAAUAGAAAGAGUACAAAGAAUGUACAAAGAAAGGGAAGAAUUUGAAAGAAUGAAAAGAAUUAAAAUAGAAGAAAGAGAAAGAGAAAUUAAAGAAAGAUAUGAAAAAAUUAAAUUAGUAAGAUUACAAAAAGAAAGAGAAGAAAAAGAAAGAUUAGAUAUAUUAAGAAUGCAAAGAAUGCAGCAACAAAGAGAAAGAUCAGCAAGAGCACAAAUCGAAGGGGAAAUACAAGAAAGAACAAGAUUAGAAAGAAUUGAAAAAGCUAGAUUAAAAAAAGAAAGGGAAGAAAGACGUAAAUUAGAACAAGAAAGAUUGGAAAGAGGCCGUUUAGAAAUGGAUAACAAAUGCACUAUUUGUGUCAGCGAAAUCGAGACCAGCCAAAUAGCCACAAUUGAUUGCGUUCAUAAAUUUUGCUAUGAAUGUAUUUUUAAAUGGUCCGAACAAUAUAGAACCUGCCCAAAUUGUAGAGCACCAUUUGUUAACAUUAAACUUGCUUAA